AUGGUAGAAGUGGAACCGUCGUCUGCCAUAAGUGAUUUUCAAGAUGACGACGACGAGGAGGAGGAGGACACAAACGCAAAUGAGGAGGCGGAAAAAUGGAAGAAGCUGGAGAAACAGCUGAAAUUCGAGCGGGAAGAGCGGCGAAAAGUCGAGGACGAAAUGGAGAAGGAGAUCAGAGAGGUCGAGGCGAAAUGGAUGGACAAAGUGAGAAAAGCGUCGGAGGAGCGCGACGAUAUCGCGCGCAAAAUCGACGAGUUCGAGGAGAAAAUCGAUAGUAUGCAGAUGCAAGUGCACAGGUGAAUACAUAGUAGUCGAUUUGUUUUGGAAUAACACCACAAAAUGUGAGCAAUGCUUUCAGAAGUGAAACUUACAAGACGGAAAUCGAAGAGACCAAUCAACGACUUCGACUGCAAUACGAGGCACUUCAGCGCGACUACGAGGAGACGAUGCAGGAGCGAAGCAUCGUUUUGGAGGAGAAUUCGAGACAAACCGAGGAGCGCGAACGGUUGCAGAGGGAAAUUGAGCGGAUGAAGGAGGAGACGGAAGAGAUGACGUCGCUCAAGAAGAAGUUGGAGCACACGAGACGUCUUCUGCAAGUCAACAUGGAGGAGACGGUGACGGCGAACGCGAAGAAGGACGCCGCGUUGGCACGACUCACGGAAGCCGAGGAGAAUGGGGCGAGGAUGGCCGAGCAGCGAGACGAAGCGUUGAGGAAGUGCAAGCAAACGACCGCAGAUGCUAUUGUCGAUAUUUGGAACACGCACUCGGUUCAAAUCAAUCUGGUAAGUGGGUCAAUCGAUAGAGCUUGAAAUUCUAAACACUUUUUCUCUUGGUCACCUUUCUCUACCGUACCUACAAGCAGAGUUAUGAAAGCCUAAAGUUCGCAGAGUAAAAAAAUAGGGGCAAAACUGAUUUGCAGCCAUUUCCAAAGCCGAAUCUCGGAAUUGUGCUCGGCGGCGGGCGUACCGAAGACGGAACUAUGGUGCAUGGACCGAUUUAUGUGCGGCACAUUGCGCACGGUUCUCCGUUUGAGAAUCUUUUGAAAAAGCUGGAUCACAUAAUGAUGGUCAACGACAUUUCGGUGACCGAUAUGGACGAGCGAAGUGUGAUGGGAAUGCUCACAAACUCGCAUCACAUCCAUCUGGUCAUUCGGAGACGCUCCAAUUGCAACAAGAUCAGCGACGUGUGCUUGCCUCUCAAUUAUGGUACGUAUCUCAAUUGCCAUUGAAGAUAUCAAAAAGAUGUCAACUGAUAAAAUGUUCAACGUUUCUUAAUGGUCAUUUUAUUAGUUGACACCUUUUCAAUAUUUCCGCUCGCCGCCGAGAUACGAUGUUUUGAAUAAACGGUAUGAAAACCUCGAUUUUGCAGGUGUCGGCCUCGAACUUUCCAACGGUGUCUUCAUAAAUUCGUGUGAGCCGAACGGAGCAGCCUCGCGAGCAGGGCUUUGUCCAGGCCAGCGGGUCGUACACGUCAUGAACACGCCCGUUUAUGAUGCGAAACACGCGGAGCUUCUCAUCAAAAGUAAGCGUUUUAGUGACGAACUUUGAACGGAUAUUGUAGAGCUAGAAGAUGUCCUACCAACUCACAAAAUUUUCUAGUAAUGCUUCCAGUCUACUAUUUCAUUUUUGUAGUUGGUCACUUCUUUGUACGCCCUCGCAAAAAGGUACUGUAGCUGUAGGAAGUUAGGGCUGCUCAAAAGUGGUACCAACUUCCAAGCGCUACAGUACUUCAGCGAGUGGUCCUACAAACAAGAGACCAACUACAAAAAUGUAGCACCAGACAUGUACAUCAUUUUUGUAGUACACACCUUUUUUGUACAAAAGCGCCUAGCACGUUGAAAUUAGCGUUUUUCAGACGCCCGAGAGCCUUUGAUAAUUGGCAUAUUGCAAUCGACGAAACGAGGCGAUCAUUCCGGAAAAGACAAACAAAGACCCACUAUUUUUUCGAGGGUCUGUUCCUUUUUCCGAACCUGUCCAAAAGUAGCAAAAAAGUGUUGCAGUGGUUCAGCCGGAACGGAACGGAAAAGGAGCGAACUGUGGUCGCGAAGGCGAACAUCGACCGGAGCAGUGAGCAAGUGCUGCUCCGUCAGGGAUCGCUCCGAAUGCCGCAGGCCUCCCCGGCCUCUUUGAGUCCGUUGGUCCGUUACGGAUCAUUGCGGGCGCCGACGUACUCGACAAGUGUGGCGGAUCACUCGAAACUGAUGAUAGACACUCUUGACAAGAGAUUCAACGCCAAGUUUGUCGCCUAUUCGAACUACAGUAAUCCUAGUCGCUUUUCAGAAGCUCCGCCCACUCUGAAAUCAGCUCUUCGACUGCUCACGGAGCCACGUGGAAUCAAAAUGAAAAGGAUCUGGUGUUCGCUGGGACUAAUAUCGAAGGCGUGCCGGUUUAUGUGCCCAAGAAUACCAUUUUUAGCACGCCGACAAGUCCGGUGACGUGGGUUGACCGUUCGGGAAUCGGAUAAUCAUCAAACGCUUUUUUUGUAGACGACUGAUGCGUCAGAACAGCGAGCAGAAGCGUACAAUGUCGCAAAUAUCGUCGCAUCGCGGAAGUGGCUGGGACGGCCGAAGCUUCUCCUCGAACACGACCACCUCCGACGCGCGGCCCUACUCGAUGCACUUCACGCCGACCUCCUCGACGAUAAUGGAGGGAAAGCCGCAUCGGAGAUCCGCCGUCUACAGUCCCAAUCAUCCGCCCGCGUACCCGGCGAUUCGCGACGAUUCAUUGUCGUCGGUGAUGUCCUCGAGCAAUUCGAUCCGAUUGCCAAGCACCAGUUUCUCGAAUCAGUAUCCGAAUAACUGUAAGUUGUAUGUAGAGCUUGAAAUUCUGAUCAUUUUUCUAGUUGCUCACUGUUUUUAGCGCUUAAAGGACCAGGGAACCCAACAAAUUUUUGAUUUUUUUUGUGACUGUUUUAAUUGUCUCUUAUUGCCUCAUACACUGGUGAAAUGCUGCCUCUCAAAAAUGCCAAUGAACGAAACGGCGUGCAGUUGAAGUUGUGGCCGUGGCCUAGCGCCAAUGGCCUAGAAAUAUGCGCUUCUCGGCCAUUUUUAUUUUUUCCGCUUUUUUACCGGUUUUUUCGCGAUAAAAUCGCCCUUGUUCCACGGAAACCACUCAUCUGGCACUUCGUAUCGACUGAAUAAAAACAAUUUGCAGCAGUGAAAAAUAAGUAAGUGCCGAACAAAUGUCAAUAAAUUGAAAAAUGGGAGAAACCGUGAAUUCUUGGAAAAAAACCGGUAAAAAAGCGGAAAAAAUAAAAUGGCCGAGAAGCGCAUAUUUCUAGGCCAUUGGCGCUAGGCCACGGCCACAACUUCAACUGCACGCCGUUUCGUUCAUUGGCAUUUUUGAGAGGCAGCAUUUCAGCAGUGUAUGAGAAAAUAAGAGACAAUUCAAACAGUCACAAAAAAAUCAAAAAAUUGUUGGGUUCCCUGGCAUUUUUGAGAGGCUUUCCAUUUUCUCGUUUCAGCGGCAUGCAGUCUGACGGGCGGCACUGCUCCCCGACAUUGCAUCAGCAAAGAGGGCAGCGACUUUUCAAUCUCAACGACCGGCAGCGCGAUGCACAACUACAACAACGAGUCGAGAGCGAACAAAAAGUAUCACUUGUCACGUGGCGGCAAUCAUCAUUCCGAGUCGCUUUUGGUCAGCCGAUCGAGCCAACCGAGACUGGUCGAGGUGCCGAGGAGCGAUGUGAAGUUGUGCGGCGGAAAUGCGAUUGGUAUGGCUGGAGAGAAAGCGAGAAUGCAUGCUUCAACUUUCAGGUAUCCUCGCAGAAAAGUCGGUAGGCUCGGAGCUGCUAGAAGGCGAUUUAAUAUUGUCGAUCGACGGCAACUGCGUGCGUAACACCACUCUCGAGUGUGCAGUCAACACACUUUUGGCGGACGACGUCGAACUCGCGAGCCUUCUGGUCCAGGACGGCGGGGACCGUUUGAACCGUCUGCGUCUGGGCGCUGACGGCGACAGUUUCUUCCUGCGAAUCAAUAUUGAUCGAUCGAUUGAGAACAAAGAGGGACUCGACUUUAAAUCGGGCGACGUCGUGUUCGUCGACAAGACCCUUCAGCCGGGCAAGAAGGGCCGUUGGAGGGCGUGGAAGGUGGACAAGGAGGGCCGGCAGCGGGAGCACGGCGACAUCCCCAGCUCCACGAGUCUCUACCAGUCGAUCCGCUCGAACAGCCGCUUCGGAACCGCGUCGAUCAACCCGAAGAAGGCGUACGAGUGGGUGGAGAAGUUGGACACAAAAGUGCGGCGCCCGGUGCUGCUGUUCGGAGCGCUCGUCGAGCCGUUCAUUCAGAUGCUCGUCGACGAUUCCGACAAAUUCUCGAUUGUGGCCAGGGAGUCGCUGACGGCGAGUUUCGAUGAAGUCUCCGCGCUCGUCAGGGACAAGGUGCUCAUUGAUUCGAAACAGAAUCCGGAUGUCUACGAUUUGUACCACGUCAUUUCAACCGCCCAUAUCAUGGAUAUCACUGCUCAAGGGUAUGUUUUAACACUUCGAAUUUUGUGCUCAUCAUUUUUCUAGUUGAUCACUUUUUGAUUGGAAGUCUGUUCAGCGAGUUAUGAGCGUUUAAAGUUAGAUGACAAAUGUGCACAUUCGAAUAUUGCAGACUUCACUGUGUGCUGCACGUAGAACAAGCGGCGAUUGAGCGUCUACGAAAAUGCCGAAUGUAUCCGAUUCUGGUGAUGAUUCGGUUCAAGAACGGAAAACAGUUGAAGGAUGUGAACGAGCACAUUUGCGGCGAGAAGAUCAGCUCCAAAGACGCGAAAAAACUAUUGGAUCAGGUACACAAUUUCAUCAUUUUUCCCCUAGUCUCAAGGUUGCCGAGUUAAACGCGUUUAAAGUCAUUUGCGACAGUUUAUCCGCCAAUAUUUUCAGGAUCAAAAACUGGAAAAAGAUCUGGAAGGUGCGGUGACGUUGCUCGUUCCCAGUCACAAUAACGUCAGUUUCAUGCUGACUCACGCCAUUCUACAGGUAAUUUCGACGGCGAUUCUCAAAGAAAACAUUGCAUUUUCAGUUGAAAAAGUUGAUUGAAGACGAGCAGAAGAGGAUUGUGUGGGUGCAACGAAAAGUCGAUGAGGAAUAA
This is a messenger RNA of Caenorhabditis sp. 36 PRJEB53466, 5071 nucleotides long. Lineage: Eukaryota; Metazoa; Nematoda; Chromadorea; Rhabditida; Rhabditidae. The record is from the annotation of a GenBank genome assembly.